AUGGGCGACGAUAGAUACUACACUCUGGCCGAGGGCUGUCCCUUCGCGAAUAGCAGCACAGCUGUCCUGAUGCAGGGUAGACAGGGUGGCAGCCUCGGAUUACUUCAAGACACCCAGCUCAUCGAAACCCUUGCUCACUUCUCCCGGGAGAGAAUUCCAGAGCGCGUCGUUCACGCUAAGGCUGUCGGCGCCAAAUUCCUCAGAACGGUCGGAAAGAAGACACCCGUGCUUCAGCGGGUGUCAACCGUUGGGCCCGAGUCCGGAUCUGCCGAUACCUCCCGCGAUGUGCACGGAUGGGCGAUGAAGUUUUAUACCGACGAGGGAAACCAAGAUUUUGUUUUUAACAAUACGCCUGUCUUCUUCAUCCGUGAUCCGAUCAAAUUCCCGUCUAUGAACCGCUCUCACAAGCGACAUCCUCGGACCCACCUCCCCAACCCAAACAUGUUCUGGGAUUUUCACGUCGGCAAUCCUGAGGGUAUCCACCAACUUCUGGUUCUGUUCAGCGACCGUGGCACGCCCAAAUCGGUCCGCUACAUGAACUCUUAUAGCGGACACACUUACAAAUUUACUAAACCUGACGGCUCGUUCAAAUACGCCAAAUUCCACGUUAAAACGCAGCAGGGAAUUGAGAACCUCUCCUCUCAAGAUGCUACCAAGAUCGCCGGGGAGGACCCUGAUUUUAUGAUCCGUGACAUGUUCGAGGCCAUUGAAAGGGGCGACUAUCCUGUCUGGAACGUCUAUGUCCAACUGAUGAGUCCCGAAGAGGCCGAGAAGUACAAGUGGAAUAUUUUCGACAUGACUAAGGUUUAG
Messenger RNA from Penicillium waksmanii, 810 nucleotides. RefSeq lists its product as uncharacterized. The record is from RefSeq and is a predicted model, not a curated record. Gene Ontology annotation, cellular component: peroxisome; mitochondrion; cytoplasm. Gene Ontology annotation, molecular function: heme binding; catalase activity. The coding region runs from base 1 to 810 and encodes 269 amino acids. Gene Ontology annotation, biological process: hydrogen peroxide catabolic process; response to hydrogen peroxide. Lineage: Eukaryota; Fungi; Ascomycota; Eurotiomycetes; Eurotiales; Aspergillaceae. The transcript has 8 exons.